GAUAGCGAGUGGCUCGACGAGGCUCUGUAGCGUGGGUCUGCGUGAACACUUCUAACUUCCGCACACUAAUAUGAACAACAAGAGCUGCCCAGACGACCGACACUGCUAAGCGUCCAAACACUGAGUUAAAUCGAGAUUUUGACAAAAUGUCAGACUCUGAUUCUGAAUCCGGACUGGACUGGGAAGUCAAUAGCCGGAAGCCUGUUAAACUUUUAAGCAAAAAUGAUACAGUCGUCGCCCUCCGUCCGUCGGAGCUGGUUUAUGACGAAUGGAGUCGUAUUCCUCUUGAAACCAGAAGAAUCGCUGGGGAACGGAUGAGAAUAUGUGCCUUCUGGCUUCCACUGCUGCUGCAGCGGGAAGAUCCCAGCACCACUUCCUGCUGGGCGUUCCAAAUAGAUCUGAUUUCAAGUGAGACAGACGAUCUGGAUAUGAAGCACCUGCAGAAGAUCGAAACAAUGGAGGCCAUCCUCAGAGCCUUGGAGAAAGGAACUAUGAAAAGGGACCAAACUAAACACGUAGUCUGCAUCAGCAACAUGUUUAACUUGCGCUCCCCAGAGGUCCUACAGGAUGCGCUGUACUGGUUGGAGCGAACCGGAGAGCCUGGCAUCCGACAUCGCGUCAUGAGUCUCGGGCAUCCGCACAUCUGCUUCACAGCGCUGCACGUCAUCUUCACAGAGUUUGCAAAGUACAUUCAGAAGAUGGGUUCCAACUUGGAGAAGACGAUGAAGGCGCUGAUGGUUCGACCCGCUGAAUAUCUGAUAGAUAAAAGUGAAGAAAUGAAGAAGAAAGGAAACGAGAACUUCAAGCAAAAACAUUUUGACGAAGCUGUGAAGUUUUAUUCUAUAGCCAUCAAAUAUUACCCUGACAACCACAUCAUUUAUGCAAACCGGGCUCUAUGCUAUAUCCGAUGUAACAAAUAUCUCAAAGCAGUUACUGAUGGAAAACGUGCUACUCUGAUAAAACCACUCUGGGCAAAGGGCCACUACCGCUACUGCGAGGCCUUGUUUUCCUUGGGCGAGGCGAAAAAGGCCCUCGAAGCCAACUCUUUAGCCCGGAGUCUGUGUCAAGACAACCGCGAAGGGAUCAAAGACCUGGAAGCCCAACACCAGAAAUUCUUAAGUGAAAUGCCAGAGCCCAAAGUUGUGCAGCCUAAGAAAAACCAAAGUAAAAGAGCACACACUCUGGAGUCACGGCCGCUGUCUGCAAACUCUGUUAAUAAGAACGAUCCCCCUCCGAAGAGUAAAGCACCAGUGGUUAAACAAGAAAAGCAACCAGUGAAAAAUGAAAAGACUUUGGCGUCAGAGGGUAGUACUAAAAACUCCAAACCAUCAAAAAGUGAGCUUUUUACAAAGAAUGGGAAGGGAGAGCUCAGCACACCAACGAAGAAGAAACCAAAAAACAGAAGUCAGCCUGAAGAGGAGGAGCAGAAGCUGGGCAACAGUAAAGCAGGUGUGUGUAAAGAGUUGAAGAUGAUGGUGCAGGACGCACACACAGCUCUGGCCGACCUCCGCAGCCGCAACGCAGAGCAGGCCUUCAGAAAGGCUCUGGUCUUACUGGAAACCAGCACAGCCAAGGAGAUUGGUCUCUCUACGCUGGAUGUUUUGUUGUUGCUGUACGGCCACGCAGCAGCUCUGACGGAGAUCGGGCAGACUGAGGAACUUGGAGAAGCACAAAGACUUCUGGAAAAGAUCAAAUCGUUUGAGGAGAGGACAUUUCAGUGUCUGGUGUACUACGCCACAGGUCGGGUGCUUCUCAAGGAAAACAGGUUUACCAAUGCUCUGGAGCAGUUUUCAGACUCCCUGCAGACAGUCAGGAAUCAAAUAACGCCGGGUAAACUCACCUGGCCUUUAACCAAUGAGAUUGUCAAAGAAACGCAGCCGGACUAUUUCAAGGGAAUUCUUGAGCAAGCUAUAGAGUUGUGUAAAUUUCCUCCUACGCCUGAUGCUAUUUGUCGACUGGAGCACUGCCUCGGCCCCGUGAAGGCAGAGAUCUACUUGACAGACCCAGAUUUUAAGGGCUACAUUAGAAUUUGUUGCUGUCAGAGCUGCGUUAUCGAAUACCACAUGGCCUGCUGGAAGUCCCUUAAGACCUCAUCCUUCUCUGAUAGAAAUGAAAAGGAUUUCCUGCAAGAGUCGUGUUUUACUCCAGACUGUCUGGGCAAAAUCUGCAGUAUCAUAAUCUUUGGUCCGACAGGGCUGCCCAAGUGCUCGUUUAAAGCUGCCAUCACCAAACCCCCCACUCCAAAGAAGCCCAAAGUGAAUCAGAAAUGUACAAGUCUGAAGAACUUAAAAUCAAAGGAUGAGCACAGACUUAAGAGGAAGCAACAUAAGCAGUCGUUCCAAGAAAAGCAGACGAUCAGCGAUGAGAUCCUGCAGCUGAAAGAAGACUCGUCUACUCAGAGUCAACAGAAAGCCUGGCUGCUGUACAGGGAUCGAGUCCUGCUGCAGAUCAGUCAGAACCUGGAGCUGCUGAGGCAGGAGACGGGCAUCCAGGUGUCAGCGCUGACCCACAGUCUGAAGCCCUGGCUGGAGCUGGACUCGUCACGGGGGAACCAGCUCGCCAGGAGGAUCCUGAACGGGCAGCAGGAGCCACUGGAGAGCCUCUGGCAGGUGGUGGAGCUGCUGCUGGAGAGGAAGAACCGCGUUUGGGCUCGAGUCCUUAUCCAGCUCCUCAGUAGCCGUCAGGAUAUAAAUCCUAAACUGUACAAGUGGGCGAGCCGCCUCAACAACGCAGGUCUGGAUGCGGCCAAAAGCUUCAUCGAGCGCUACCAGGGACACUUGGAGCAGCUGGAUCUCGCUCUUGUGCUCGGCUUCGGCCCAAUGAUGGACUCCAUAAUAGAAGAGUGUGGUACUAGGCCGGAGCUUUUUUCAACCAUUAGCUUGAACACUGAAUACCUAAAACAGACCCAGCGUGAUAUCAUGAGACUCUUUAUCUGGACUCUGGAGGAGCACAGGGACCAGUACCUCUCCUGCCACCCUAUGCUGGAUGAGUAUUUUGAUAUGAUGGAUGGACAUUGUUCUGUCUUAAAAAAGUCUGAUGAAAAUCAAAAUAAUUCUCCUUCGAAGAGUCGAGCCCGGAAAAGGAAAAAAGGGGCAAAUGGCGUUAUUGUUUGGUCUGGAAACAGCGGCCAAACGCAGAGAGAGGAGUGGGACCAAGACUUUUUUGAAGAUGACACUUUAUCAUUCCUUCACCCCAGCGAUUCAUUCAGUGUACCGAGUCACCUUCGCGAGCAAGUGGCCGAUUUUGAGGACCAGUACAACACCACGAGACACAGAGAUCACUAUAAAAGCAUUUUGGACAACAACCCCGACCCUGCGAAAGAGAGUUUGUAUGACUACUUCGCUCAGAUCCUGGAGGAGCACGGCCCGCUGGUGGCUGAGGACCCUCUGCUGGUCGGGGAGCUGGAGAACUUCCCUCUCGUGGCUAAGGAGAAGAUCCAGGAAGUGGGCGGCUUCGAGGUCUUCCUCCUGGAGUCCCUUCGCUUCAUAAAGAUGGGACGGUGUAUUGGGCUGGCUAAGCACGCCGUGACCCUGCAGCAGGCCAGGCACGGAGCCACCCUGGACGACCUGGAUGAUAUAGCCGAACCCGACAUUGAGUAUCUGGGUCUCGAUCGGGAUGAGGAGACUUUUUGUGUUUUCCCGAGCGAUCAGAACGGUUAUUCAUACACACAGGAUGACGUCCAUCCCAUCCUCCCAAACCCAUAUUCAUUUGCCCCGUCUUUUGGAGUCAGUCUACCUGAAACUAAUUCAUAUUACCGCUGGAGUACUGGUGGCGAUCAAGAGCAAGACCCUUACUCUAUACCUUAUGACUACGGAGGGUUGGAUCUACCGAGAAUUGCGCUGGAUCAACGGGUUUCUGAAACCUCCUCUGAUACCACUAAUGAAAGCAUUUUGAAGAAACAUGCCGCCGUACAGACGUGCCAUGAGACUAUGAGGAGUGUAGCGGUGAACACAGAGAUUCACGAGAGUUUUGAGACUUGCCAGGGUGACAUGAACAAAAAGCAACGCCACAACUGGAAGUUAGAGCAGCGCAUGGAGGAAAUGUCGACAGGAAAUGACAAAGUCAACCUGACCCACAAAGAAGAGCUGACUGUCCUCGAGAAGGAAGUGCAGGAGAUCACCACCAACAUACAGGUGACCAAUAAGGAGCUGGCGAUGUUCCAGCAGAAGUUGGAGGAGGAGGUGAAGAAGGACCAGAAGGAGAAGAAGGCCAACCAGGAGGGACUGAAGGCCCUGAAGAUGGAGACGGAGGAUCUGGUGACGCAGCAGGGGAGUCUUUCCCAAAUCAUCAGAGAGAAGAAGAACAGCUUCGACAACAAGUUAAAUGAUUUCCUCGAGCUGAGCAACCAAUCAGCAGCCGAGAAGAUGAGUCUGGAGGACGAGAUCACGCGCUGUAAGGCCUUGCACGCCUCGGCCACCAGGAGGUCUCACUCGGCUCAGGUGUUGGUGGUGGAGAGCAGUCGGGACCAGGGUGUGUUCGGCCUCUACAAAGAGAUGAGCAACGCCAAGGCUCUGCUGAGCAAACUGGACGAAGAAGCUCUCAGAUACCCGACCCCAGAGGUGGAAAUAUCACGGAACAGCUGCAGGGUUAACAUCCAGGAAGUGGAGAAGAAAAUCUCUUCUGCUGAGGCACAGUUCCAGGAGCAGCUGGAUCAGGUGAAGAGCGGCAGGAGAUUCAGCGAGUUGAUUUCUGUCGACGUCAACCACCAGCCUAACCCUCCAGCUGCACCAGUUUCUGUUGCUGCCAAACAGUCUGCAGCUACUCCCCCGCCCUCAGCCUCCCACAGCGUCCCCUCGUACGCCCGGCCACCUGCAGCCGCCUCGCCACAACACAAGCCCCCCCCCAGAGCGCUGGAGCCCGCACACGGCACCGUGUUUGAAAAGGCCAUGGAGCACCUGGUGUCCAUAUUCCCCGACUACAAGAGGUCCGAACUGAUGAGGUUUGUUCAGGACUUCCGAUUGUCCAGCGGGGGGAGCCUCAGCAACAUGUCGCUGCAGGAUAUGGUCGGUGGAGUGACCCAGCUGAUCUUCGACCAUCAGGAGAGGCUUAAAGCUGCCAAAUUAAACGCCAAGGGACGCGGCAGUCCAGCUCAGUGUGCCGCUCCGGUCUGGCAACCCCUCGGACAUCCCAGAGUCAAACACUCUGACGCACUGAAUGUGGAGGAUCCGUGCAUCAUCUGUCACGAUGACAUGAGUCCCGACGACAUCUGCGUGCUGGAGUGCAGACACAGCUUCCACAACAGGUGCAUCAGGCCCUGGCUGAAGGAGCAGAGCACGUGCCCGACCUGCAGAGAUCACGCUCUGAUGCCCGACGACUUCCCCGAGCUGUCCGGCCGGAGACGCCAAGCUCCGUAAUGUCUUAACGCUUAUUUCUUAUUACCCACGUGCUUUUAUCCUUUUUUUUUUCGCCGUAUCAUUUAAAAAAUAAUAAUGCGGUUUGUGUUGCGUUGUUCACUUGUUCAAACUAACCAUUUCUUUGCAUUGAAUAAACGACACCUUAUGUUUGAA
Eleginops maclovinus (Patagonian blennie) is the source of this 5507-nucleotide messenger RNA. It is a transcript of the gene ttc3, whose product is annotated as tetratricopeptide repeat domain 3. Lineage: Eukaryota; Metazoa; Chordata; Actinopteri; Perciformes; Eleginopidae. The transcript is spliced from 46 exons. The record is from RefSeq and is a predicted model, not a curated record. The coding region runs from base 147 to 5354 and encodes 1735 amino acids. Gene Ontology annotation, molecular function: protein binding.